AUGAAUCGCAUCGCUGCGUUUGUGCUGCUGUGUCUAGCCUCUUCGGCGAGUGCUGAAGAUGGAUCCCUCCGGACCGCUGACUGGCAAGGACGCAUCAUCGGUGGAAUGAACGCCGUCAUGGGUCAGUUCCCGUACCAGGUGUCUCUACGGACGACUUCGGAUUUCCACUUCUGCGGUGGAGCCAUCAUAGGAGACCGCUGGAUCCUCACGGCGGCACACUGCGUCAUCGAUCGUAAGCCCUCCAACGUGAUCGCCGUCACGGGUGCUCUCACCACGGCCCAGACCGGGUUCGCCUACGACAUCCAGCAGUUCGUGGUGCAUCCGGACUACAACGAUUGGACGCAGCAAAACGACGUAGCGGCCGUGCGGACGAUCAUGACUAUGCACUUCAACACGGCCGUGUUCCCGGUGAAGAUGGACCGCUCGUUUACGGCUGCUAACCGAGCGGUUCUUGCUUCCGGCUGGGGUCUUAUGUCGACUGGAGCACCUAUACCGGCCAAAGUGCUGCAGUACGUGGCACUGCGUACGAUCAGCAACGCUGACUGCAAGCAGCGAUUCAGCAAGCUCACGAACCGAGUUAUCGAGGCCACCAACCUGUGCACGUACAGCCGGACCGCGCAGGGUACCUGUAUGGGUGAUUCCGGUGGUCCACUCGUGGACGACGGCAAGCUGGUGGGACUCGUGUCCUGGGGUAUCCCGUGUGCUGUCGGCUAUCCUGACGUGUAUGUACGUGUGUCGGCAUUCCGCGCCUGGAUCUCUGCAAUCACUGGCAUCUUCGUUUGA
Messenger RNA from Anopheles nili, 783 nucleotides. RefSeq names its product chymotrypsin-2-like. The transcript has 2 exons. Gene Ontology annotation, molecular function: serine-type endopeptidase activity. Lineage: Eukaryota; Metazoa; Arthropoda; Insecta; Diptera; Culicidae. Gene Ontology annotation, biological process: proteolysis. The record is from RefSeq and is a predicted model, not a curated record. The coding region runs from base 1 to 783 and encodes 260 amino acids.